GAGCAGCUCUUUCUGUGUCUUCGUUUUCUCUGAAUUUCCAAGCCUUCUUUCUCCGAUCUUGCGUUUUCAUUUUCUCUGAAUUACAGCUUUCUUUAUCUGAAUCGUAGAGUGUCGAGGUAUGGCUUCUCAGGAACAAACCGUGCUGCAAUUUGGCCAGUCACCAACAAGCGUAUCGGCUAGGGUUCAUCCACUUGUCUUAUACAAUAUCUGCGAUUGUUACGUCAGGCGGCCCGACCAAGCUGAGCGCGUCAUCGGCACGCUCCUCGGAUCUGUUUUACCCGACGGCACAAUUGACAUUCGUAAUUCUUACGCCGUUCCCCACAAUGAGUCCUCGGAUCAGGUUGCAUUGGAUAUUGAUUAUCAUCAAAAUAUGUUGUCAUCCCACCAGAAGGUGAAUCCAAAGGAAGUCAUUGUUGGAUGGUUUUCGACAGGUAGAGUCGUUGCUGGUAGUGCAUUGAUCCACGAGUUCUAUUCUAGAGAUGUCAACAAUCUUGUUCAUUUGACUGUUGAUACUGAAUUCAGAACUGGAGCUGCGGCAAUUAAGGCCUUUGUCUCUAUUAAUCUGUCCCUUGGCGAGCGUCAACUUGCUGCUCAGUUUCAAGAAAUUCCAUUGGACCUACGCAUGGUUGAGGCAGAGCGAAUUGGGUUUGACGUGCUUAAGCCGACAAAUGUGGAUAAACUUCCCAGUGAUCUUGAGGGAAUGGAAACCUCAAUGGAACGAUUACUUGCUCUCAUUGGCGAAAUUUAUAAAUAUGUAGAUGAUGUUGUGGAAGGGCGUAUUGCCCCUGAUAACAAAAUCGGAAGAUUCAUUUCCGAUACCAUAGCAUCCCUUCCCAAACUGUCGCCACAAGCUUUCGAUAAGCUAGUCAAUGAUAGUCUGCAGGAUCAACUGCUGCUACUGUAUUUAUCUAGCAUUACAAGAACACAGCUCAGCUUAGCAGAAAAGCUGAAUACAGCUGCCCAAAUCCUCUGAUUGGUUACGCGGUUUCGGUUUUGUGGAGCUCCAACUGAGUAGUACUUCUAUGUAGUUUUUUUUUUUUUUUGUGUGACGAUUUGGCCUUCAUUUGAUCGGUGCUAUCAUUCCAACUAGAAAAUCUUGUACUCUGUAUUUGAGAUAAUUUUAGCGACAUACUUUCUGGGGAUUUAUUGGUGUUUUUGUUUGUGAUCUUAUAACAUGUCUUUAUGAAUAGAAAAUAUUGACAACACCUAA
This is a messenger RNA of Erythranthe guttata (spotted monkey flower), 1210 nucleotides long. RefSeq names its product eukaryotic translation initiation factor 2 (gene EIF2). Gene Ontology annotation, cellular component: eukaryotic translation initiation factor 3 complex, eIF3m. The record is from RefSeq and is a predicted model, not a curated record. NCBI's taxonomy places the organism in Eukaryota, Viridiplantae, Streptophyta, Magnoliopsida, Lamiales, Phrymaceae. Gene Ontology annotation, molecular function: metallopeptidase activity; translation initiation factor activity; translation initiation factor binding. Gene Ontology annotation, biological process: translational initiation.